Molecule: messenger RNA, 680 nt
Organism: Varanus komodoensis (Komodo dragon)
Lineage: Eukaryota; Metazoa; Chordata; Lepidosauria; Squamata; Varanidae
Gene: TOMM6
Product: translocase of outer mitochondrial membrane 6
Exons: 3
Coding region: 66-284 (72 amino acids)
Cellular component (GO): mitochondrial outer membrane translocase complex
Source: RefSeq, a predicted model, not a curated record
GGCGGAGAGGCCGCGCCGAGAAGUCUCCUCGUGGGUGUCGCGGAGGAGCUGCUGUCGGGACGGCCAUGGCGCCGGAUGGGCAGGCAGGGGCCAGCAGCAGUAGCUCCAACGCAGUGACUCCCGAAGGAUUGCGGGGCUGGAUCCGAGGGGCCUACCGCUUUGCCACCGACCGCAACGACUUCCGCAGGAACCUUAUCGUUAAUCUGGGUCUUUUUGCUGUGGGAGUCUGGGUAGCCAGAAACUUAACAGACAUCGAUUUAAUGGCACCACAGCCUGUUCCAUAGUAGCAAGGAUGUGAAUGAAGUAGAUCUGCAUGAAGUCUGAACUUUCCACUUGUUAUAUGACAAAAUGAGUUGCAGUUGGUCAUCGUGUUGAUAAUACAUGAGAUGGAAUCUUCCAUGCAGCUUCUAUUCCACGUAAUUAGAGGCAUCGGCAGCUGUAGAAUUCAAGUAUGGAGGAUUGGAGAUAACACUGAAGCGACAUUUUACCUGUACAAUUUUUCAUUCUAUUCCAUUCAUUUGCUUGGGAGCAAUGAUUCCAAGUAGUAACAUACCUUAGGUUCUAUUUUUGCCAGAGGCAGUUAUUUAGAAUGUUAGAAAUUUCUUGUGCUGAUGAAAUUAUCUUCUAUACUAAGAGUUUAAUUCUGAAUUGAAGUGUGAAAUAAAGACAUACUAAUACAA